AAAUACUUGAGCUUUAAAGUUUACGCGCGUCAUGUUUAACUGAUACGCUUGACAUAUUUAUUGAAAUAUUUGUGGCUAGCCACCUAGAGGCGUUGUAGUUGAUGUUUGUUAACUGUGCAGCGCCCCUACAGGUGACCACAUUUAUUGCCUUUUGAUUGCAAAGGGUAAACGCUCCGGGGUAACUUCAAUUAAACGUUCGCCGAAGUGUAUUACGAGCAGGAAAACUUUAUUCUCGAAAUAAUCUUCAUCUGAGAUACCAAUUAAAAGCAUAUUUGCGUAUAACAGAGAGAGAGAGUGUGUGUGGUAUGUCUGAUAGGAAAAGUCGAAUUUGGAGGCGGUGUAACGUUAGUAUUAAAAUAUAACCUUUGAGAAUUCCAUUUGACAUCAUUUGGAAUAUCUGCGAUUCAAUUUUCUUGUCGUUUUGGUGCGAAGGAUUAUUUAUGGGAUUCAACUUCUGACUAAUUCUUUCACUACAAUAACAAUGGCGCAGUCUCUGACGCUCUCCUCCCUCCAGUUCGCCGCUAAUCCAAUGGCUGCAUGCGCCCGAGAUGCCGGGGGUGGGACACAUGGGCCGGGGGUUUUGCGUGAAAACCGCAAUGCAUUUCUACGCAAAGAGUCAGUUAGUGUACGAUAGUUUGCCACGGCCGGCACCGCCUAAUGUUCUUGCGUAGCAAGUUUGUAACCCGCUGCACCUCGCGUUUCCUGAAAAUAGUGAAAACCUGCGAAACGACGUGUUGACGUGGUCAUCCGGUUGCCUUGACAGCGCGCGGAUCGUGCUCGGUUGUGAGUGUGGACACGGAGGGUCCAGAGUCAAGGGCACGGCCUACGGGUGCCCGAUCCGGGAGGAGAAUGGUGGUUGCCUAAGCAAUGGAUGGCGAUUUGGAAGCCAGGGCAGAUGUUGAGGAGGCGAUCACAGCCACAGGGGAGGAGGAGGGUCAUAUGGAAACCACACCCAUAACAGAGCUUACUCCAUCUGCCGAAGAGCAACAGACAGAACCAGACCUUCCCAAGUCCUCGGAAGACAAUGAUGAUGAUGUAGUAUUAGUAGAAGAGCCUCCUGCUCACUCUCAGGGGAGGGUGCAGCCCACCGACGCUAACACACCUGCAGAGACCCUCACCGCUGCCAAAGACUGUACAGAGCCGGCUACCACGGCAACAGCCUCUUCCAAGACUCCCAGUCCUCCCUCCUCUGCAGCCACAGCCACGACACCCAAAAGCCAGAGCGAGCCAAUCGUGAUUGACGAUGAGGAAGAUUCAGAGCUCAGGGAUGCCUCUUCCCUCCUGCCCACUGAGGAUGGGAACAUCCUGAGCAGCACAGAGCCUGACUCUGAAAUCAAAAUCGCCAGCGUUACCACGUUGGGGGCAGACUCUUCGGCAGUUGCCAUGGCAACGUCAACAGUAACGCCGCUGGCGCUGUGCGCUCAAGAGGAUAUAAACCUCAUGAUCACAAACGUGACGUCGCUAAAGAGUGUGGGUGAGACAGCGGCUGCCAGGUUGGACGAUUUUGAGGGGACUGAAAAUGGGCUGCAGAUCAGCAGUGCGUUCAGCCUGAACCCUGAUGUCCAGCAGAACCAGGGUCCAGCCAGCAGACCUUCACCCACGUUCAACCCGGGACGCGUAAGUGCUGCGAGCCAGCCGGUGCAGAAUGGAGAAACGGGGACACACCAGAGAUCUGAUUCAUGGAUCUCCCAGUCAGCCUCUUUUCCCCGUAACCAGAAGCAGCCUGGAGUAGACUCGCCUUCUCCAGCAGCUCCGCUCCCCAAACCGCCCUGCCAGUCGUCCUCAGGAUCCCAGCAACCCCAACGUACCAUGAAAGUCACGUGCGCCAACUGUAAGAAGCCUUUGAAGAAAGGCCAAACCGCGUACCAGCGCAAGGGCUCAUCCCACCUGUUCUGCUCGACUACCUGCCUGUCUGCCUUCUCCCACAAACCCACUCCCAAGAAGAGUUGCACCAUGUGCAAGAAAGACAUUACCAAUAUGAAAGGAGGCACUAUAGUGGCCCAGGUGGAUUCAAGCGAGUCCUUUCAGGAGUUUUGCAGUACUGGCUGUUUGGCAUCUUAUGAGAGCAAACAGAAUCCUCAGAAGAAUCAACUUAAAACUAAGUGUACCGUCUGUGGAAAGCUCACUGAGAUUCGACAUGAGGUGAGCUUCAAAAACGUAACGCACAAGAUCUGCAGCGAUGCAUGCUUCAAUCGUUACCGUAUGGCUAACGGGCUCAUCAUGAACUGCUGCGAACAGUGUGGGAAUUAUCUGCCCAGUCGUGCCACAGCAAACCAUUUUCUACUCAUUGACGGUCAGCAAAAACGCUUUUGCUGUCAAAAUUGCAUCAGGGACUAUAAACAGACUCAUGGAAAGAUGGUGCAGUGUAGUGGCUGUAAGGUGAUGUGCAGAUCAUUUGAUGCCACUCAAUGCAUUGGGACAAAUGGAGCCAUGGACUCCUAUUGCUCUACGGCCUGUAUGACCAAGAGCAAGUUUGCAGCUUCCGCACAGAAUAGGGAGCCCUCGUGUCACUUCUGUAAGAGAAAUGCAUUACCUCAGUAUCAGGCAACUCUGCCUGAAGGGAAAGUUUUGAGCUUCUGCAGUUCACUGUGUGUCACCAAAUUCCAGAAUGCAACCAUCCAAACAUCAGCCAACGGGCAGAUCCCAUCUUCAACCUCAGAGAACAUCCAGUUGAAAUGCAACUACUGUCGUAGCUCCUUCAGUAUAAAGCCGGAGAUCCUGGAGUGGGAGGAUAAAGUUUAUCAGUUCUGCAGUAAGACCUGUUGUGAGGACUACAAGAAGCUCCACUGCAUAGUGACGUUCUGCGAGUACUGUCAGGAAGAGAAAACCCUUCACGAGUCUGUGAAGUUCUCUGGAGUGAAGAGGCCUUUCUGUAGUGAAGGCUGUAAAUUGCUGUUCAAGCAAGAUUUUAUCAGGCGUCUGGGGUUGAAGUGUGUCACCUGUAACCACUGCACACAGAUGUGCAAGAAAUCAGUCACCAAACUGAUAGAUGGAGUCAGCAGGGACUUCUGCAGUGAGAUGUGUGCUAAUAAUUUUCACGACUGGUACUAUAAGGCGGCGCGAUGUGACUGCUGUAAGGUCCAGGGGAACCUGCUGGAGUCUGUGCAGUGGCGUACAGAGAUGAAGCACUUCUGUGACCAGCAGUGUCUCCUCCGAUUUUACUGCCAACAGAACGAACCCAACUUGGCCACACAGAAAGGUCCUGAAAACACGGUUUCAGAGUUUGGUGGAUCAACCCAAGGAUCAAAAACGGCAUUUACUCAGGGGCCUGUGUCAUAUGUUGGGGGUGGGAUCCUGAAAGAUGUGAAAAAUAAAGCUGUGCUCUGUAAGCCACUCACUAUGACCAAGGCCACAUACUGCAAGCCCCACAUGCAGAGCAAACCACUGCAGACAGAGGAGGCAGACCUGAAAAGCUCAGGAAAGGAGUAUGUUCCUAUCCCGAUCCCUGUUCCUGUUUACGUUCCAUUACCCAUGAACCUCUACGCUCAGGCCACGCCCACUCCUUUUGCAAUACCUGUACCGGUUCCUGUGCCAGUGUUUUUGCCCACCACACUACAGAACGUUGAGCAAAUUGUGAAGACCAUCAAUGAGCUGAAAGCCAAAAUGCCCUUUGAUUUGUUGAAAACCAUUGAAGCGGUGGCUGAUGGGAUUGCACUGGAUGAGGAUGAGAAGCCAGACUGUUCGGAUAUCAAAAGUGAAAAGAGCAAAGCAGUGAAGGUUGAAAAUGUUAAAUGUGAAAAUGACAACAGCAGCAGUGGCAGCUCAGAGGAAGAGGAUGAGGAAGACAAAUAUGAGCCAGAUUUAGACCUAGAGAAAGAUCUUCCACUAGCAUCAGAACCUGUCCUGGUUGAGCGUCUGGACACAGACAUGCUCUUUUCAUUAUCUCCUGUGUUGCCUGAAGAAAAAGAGAAGACUCCUCGCCCCAGAACCAGGAGGAGGGGCCAGAAGAGACGGGCAGUAGAGGAUGAGUCUCCCUCGUCUUUAUCCUCAUCACCAGCAAUAGAGUCUCCAGCAGCGGAGAGCUCAUUCCCCUUGAACUCUAGGUAUGGCUUAAACGCGUGGAGGAGGUGGGCCAUGACUGCAGGUUCACAACCUAGCCCGUCCAAGGGAAAGGAGAGCCAGAAACAAGUUCGUUUAAAAGACAGUCUUCUGUCCCUGAGCCAGACAGAGCUGAAUCAGUCUUUGUCUCGCUUUGUCAAAGAGGUGCGUCGACCCAACGGGGAGAGCUAUGCUCCUGACAGCAUUCUGUACCUAUGCCUCAGCAUCCAGAAGCAUUUGCAGGACAAGGGGAGGACAGAUGACCUGUUCAGCAAUCCGGAGUACCACAUGUUUGGGGAAGAACUGAACAAGAUCCUUAAAGACUGGCAACCCAGUGUUCUUCCUGAUGGUUCCAGGUGGGGCCGUGUUGAAGAGCAGUGUCUAUGGAGCAGUGGACAGCUGGGGGAGCAGUCGCCCUCUGUCCUGCUAAGAUCUCUCUUCCAUCUCAACACCAAAUACUUUGGCCUCCGCACAGUUGAACAGCACUUACGCCUCUCCUUUGGAAAUGUCUAUGGGCCUAGCAGUUCUAAUCCACACAGCCACGACACGACCGUCUGCAUACGCAUCCCAUCCAUCUCACAGGAGCAGCAUGAGCAAUCAGCAAGUAAGAGAAGGCGUAAAGACGAUGGGGACUCAAACUUUGAGGCUGACAGUGGUUCAGAAGAUUCAACUCCAUGUCCUGUUAAGAAACACGAGUGCCGACUGUAUGAGCUUUAUUUAUCCAAGUGCCCAGAGUCUGUAAGACAGAGGACAGAUUUUUUUUACAUGAAGCCAGAGGUGUCUGCUUCUUUGGACAGUCCGCUGUGGUUCAGCUCGACUCCUCUAGAGAAGAGUACGCUGGCUCGGCUCCUGACCCGAGUGCUGCUGGUCCGAGAGAUUUAUAAAGACAACCAGCAUGAGGAGGAGGGACUUUAGACACCCGUGCACUUAGGACUUCUCACUAUGCUAUCAAUACACCCUGUGCAUCACAGACAAGCUGCUUUCCAAGUCACACCCUGUCAGUCUCCCUUUAAACACACUUAUCCCGGUACAGCUAUGACAUGAACAUUAUGGUGGGAUAAUGCUGAUUUAAAUCAGUCUUCCCAGAGGAACCUGAUCCUGAUCGGAGUAAAGGUUCUUCGGAAACGCCACCUAUAGGAUGCUGCUCUCUGCUCUUUUCUUUUGUUUAGUUGUUUUUUGUCUCUGUUUUUUCUUUAUAAAUCUGUUGGAAACCUUUGUUUAUGUAGCAUUAUUUGUGAGGCUGCUGUGGUCUGUAAAUAUCUAGUGAAUAGUGAAACCUGUUAACAGGCCAGUGCAAAGACACAGGAAUUUUAGUCAUGUGAGGGACAUAACUGAGUUGAGGAUUCUUUUCAUCCUCCCUAGCUUGGACGCAACGAAACCUUCUAAAGAUAACAUUUAUUUAUUGACGUAUGUUAAAGAGAGAGUCCAAGAUUCCCAGCAGGGUGUGUGUUGGAUGCUGUCCCAUGUGUGCAAUUUCUCUGGCCUUCCAUAAGAGCAUUAAAACUGCUGCAGCCCUGGA
This is a messenger RNA of Triplophysa dalaica, 5557 nucleotides long. RefSeq names its product zinc finger, MYM-type 2 (gene zmym2). Gene Ontology annotation, molecular function: zinc ion binding. The record is from RefSeq and is a predicted model, not a curated record. The coding region runs from base 868 to 4953 and encodes 1361 amino acids. The transcript has 23 exons. NCBI's taxonomy places the organism in Eukaryota, Metazoa, Chordata, Actinopteri, Cypriniformes, Nemacheilidae.